This is a messenger RNA of Gaeumannomyces tritici R3-111a-1, 468 nucleotides long. RefSeq lists its product as hypothetical. The record is from RefSeq and is a predicted model, not a curated record. Lineage: Eukaryota; Fungi; Ascomycota; Sordariomycetes; Magnaporthales; Magnaporthaceae. The transcript has 2 exons. Bases 1 to 468 code for a protein of 155 amino acids.
AUGCUCUUCGAGGUCGGCGUACACUACAGCCUAGCGCACAUCUGCUUCUCCGCGGGUACGGAGCGGUUCAAGGAUACGAGCAGCUGGAUCCAAUCCACAGUAUCAUCGGUUGACAUUAUUCCGGUAGGGAUAUUCUUCUUGGCCGCUACCCUCCUCCUCGCUGAGGCGCUUCUCCUUCUGUUGUCCGCCAGCAGUGGUGCACGCAUGCUGGCUCUCUGCUCCAGCGAAGCUGGCAAGAGUUGGGUUCGGCCGCAGACCCGCACGUCUGGUUCGUAUUUUAGUCUACCGGUCCGUGAUCCCGCCGCCGACUCCGCGGUAUGGCCGGCUGUAGCCCUGCUUGCCCCAUACAAGCGCCCACCACGCCUCGCUGCCUCCAAACUGGCCGACCGCUUCGACGCGUCGUCGCGGGGUGUGAGCUCGGUGCGCGGUGGCGGUGUCAGGAGCCUGCUCCGAGCUUUUCGGACAUAG